Messenger RNA from Suncus etruscus (white-toothed pygmy shrew), 1439 nucleotides. It is a transcript of the gene SLC46A1, whose product is annotated as solute carrier family 46 member 1. The record is from RefSeq and is a predicted model, not a curated record. The transcript has 5 exons. Lineage: Eukaryota; Metazoa; Chordata; Mammalia; Eulipotyphla; Soricidae. Gene Ontology annotation, biological process: transmembrane transport. Bases 51 to 1412 code for a protein of 453 amino acids. Gene Ontology annotation, molecular function: transmembrane transporter activity. Gene Ontology annotation, cellular component: plasma membrane.
ACGCUGCGCUGUCUUCCGACUCCCCCGGAUCCAGGCGCUCGGGCACUUGCAUGGAGGGGCCCGCGGCUUCCCCCGGGCCCCGCGUCCCCAGGGCGGUGUCCCGCGUGCUGUGGCAGGGCCCCGUGGAGCCGCUCGUCUUCCUCGCCAACUUCGCCUUGGUCCUGCAGGGCCCGCUCACCACGCGGUACCUCUGGCACCGCUUCAGUGACGACCUGGGCUACAAUGGCACCCGCGACCGGGGCAGCUGCAGCAACCAGAGCUCGGACCCCACGCAGCAGAAAGUGGAGACCCUUACCUCCCACUGGACCCUCUACAUGAAUCUGGGCGGCUUCCUCGUGGGGCUCUUCACCUCCACGCUGCUGGGUGCCUGGAGUGACCGUGUGGGGCGCCGCCCACUGCUCAUACUGGCUUCCUUUGGCCUGCUGCUUCAGGCCCUGCUGUCCAUCCUGGUGGUGCUGCUGCAGCUCCAUGUUGGCUACUUGGUGCUGGGCCGCAUCAUUUGUGCCCUUCUUGGUGACUUCGGUGGCCUCCUGGCUGCUAGCUUCGCCUCCGUGGCUGAUGUCAGCUCCAGCCGCACCCGCACCAUUCGCAUGGCCCUGAUGGAAGCGUGCAUCGGGGUGGCCGGGAUGCUUGCAAGCCUGCUUGGAGGCCAUGGGUUCAAGGCACAGGAUUAUGCCAACCCCUUCUGGCUUGCCUUGGCCUUGCUGAUUGUAAUGACUCUCUAUGCAGCAUUCUGCUUUGCUGAGACAGUGAAGGAGCCCACACCAGCCCGGCUUUUCACACUCGAUCACCACCGAUCCAUUGUCCAUCUAUACAUGACUCCAGCCCCCAGCAAGUCCAGGAAGCACUUGGCCCUGUACUCACUGGCCAUCUUUGUGGUGAUCACGGUGCACUUUGGUGCACAAGACAUCCUGACCGUAUAUGAGCUGAGUGCACCCCUUUGCUGGGACUCCAUGCUGAUUGGUUAUGGUUCUGCGGCACAUCAUGUCACCUACCUCACCAGCCUGGCGGGCCUGCGACUUCUUCAGUGCUUCCUGGCUGACACCUGGAUAGCUGAAAUUGGCCUGACCUUCAACAUCUUGGGGAUGGUGGUCUUUGCUUUUGCCACAAUCACUCCCCUCAUGUUCACAGGUUAUGGGCUCCUCUUCCUGUCCUUGGUCAUCACACCAAUUAUGCGGGCGAAACUCUCCAAGAUGGUGAGCAAGUCAGACCACGGUGCUCUCUUUUCGGCUGUGGCCUGUGUGAAUGGCUUGGCCAUGCUGAUGGCCUCCGGCAUUUUCAACUCGCUCUACCCAGCCACCCUGAACUUCAUGAAGGGCUUUCCCUUCCUCCUAGGAGCUGGCCUUCUCGUCAUCCCAGCUGUUCUGAUUGGGAUUCUGGAAAAGGCUCCUGACUUUCAGCAAAUUCCUUAAGAACCCCUGAUCUUCCUGGGUUAGGGG